CCCUCUGCAGAACAUUCUUUGGGAUAUGUUGGAAGACAGUGUUGACUGAUGCUGCCAGGUCUUUGGGGACGUAAGGCUGCUCUAGAUCUACUACCUGAACAGGUCUGUUCUGGACUUGAUGUUGACAGGUAAGGAAAAGACUGGAUGCCGUUCCUGGGGAUGCUACAGCUGUGUCUCGUCUGUUCCUGGAGGCUGGAACACUGAACUGUUAGAAGGAACACCCUGCCUUCCUGUCAUAAUGAGUCCCUAGCAACCACCUACUUCGGGUCACAGACAGGGAGAGGAGAGACAGCAGAGUCCUUGGCUCUUUCUGGUGCAGAUAAACUGGUGUGAGGAAGCUGAGAAAGAAAAUCCAGUAGCACAGCUACAACCAUGGCAUGUGUAUCCUUUCGAGAGCCAGUAUCGACCACAGUGGGGAAGCGGAUGGUUUUUACAGGCCCAGAUUAUGUAAAGGAUCAUCUCCCUAAAAUUGCUCAGCAUACUUCCUAUAUAGGAGAGAAGUGUCCUGCAUUAGAAAAAACGGGAGAUCUCAGAUAUUUACGGAGGCCUGCCUCAAAGAGAAGCUUGCCGGCCAAAUAUAAAUCUGAGUAUGUUGGUGAAAUUGGUUGGGGAAUACCAGUGUAUGAUUUUAUCAACAAAACAAGGCUUCAGACUGGCUUUCACGUUAAGUAUGAAGAGUUCAGUCAAGCUGCUGUUGAGAAACUAAGCCACAGAUACCAGAACCCAUGGCAACCAAAUCCUUCUAUUAUGGAUGCAGAAGAAAGCUUCAGUCGUGGUUUUAUUGCCUGGCAUAUGGGUGAUUAUGAGGACACCAAUCAAAGAAACUCCAAACGGGCCAUCCUCCUUCGGCAGAGCCAGGCAGCAUUGCCAAGAGUUUCCAGACCACCUAAGCUGCCAAAGCUACCAAAAGAGCAGGAGCUUGCGUGGAAAAGCAAGAUGCUACAAAAGGUGCACUCAACAGUUAUUGUCUGUGAAGCCCUGGAAGGUGAGGGGAGGAGGGAUGGGAAGCGCCCAGAACGUGUCAACGAGGAGAAGGAAACCGAGACUGCGGGUGCUCGAAGCCGGUGCAGAGGGGACGCUAUGACCUCACUCAGCACGGACGGGGAGAGGGUGGCCACGGGCGAGGUCCACGACAACCGCCGCGAUGCCACGGAGCCAGGGACUUGGAACACCCGUCUCGUGCCAGACAUCAGGCAAGAGGAAACAGAAAACACGGUGAUGGUGACGCCGCAGCCACCGGAACGGAGGGUGGCACGCGCGGGCUUCACCCGGCCGCUGACCCGGGGUCCCCGCGCUGUCUUCUCAGGACGGCGGGACCCCUCUCCCCAGCUUGGGGAGCUCGCGCUGGAACUGGGAGACGUCUCAGCCCCGCUGCUGGGCCCCGACGUGCUCACGCCAUCGCCCGGCCCGGCCCAGCCGCAGCUGUCCUGA
Messenger RNA from Mesoplodon densirostris (Blainville's beaked whale), 1431 nucleotides. RefSeq names its product sperm microtubule inner protein 2 (gene SPMIP2). The coding region runs from base 373 to 1431 and encodes 352 amino acids. The record is from RefSeq and is a predicted model, not a curated record. The transcript has 8 exons. NCBI's taxonomy places the organism in Eukaryota, Metazoa, Chordata, Mammalia, Artiodactyla, Ziphiidae.